Acanthamoeba castellanii str. Neff is the source of this 576-nucleotide messenger RNA. RefSeq lists its product as uncharacterized. Lineage: Eukaryota; Discosea; Longamoebia; Acanthamoebidae. The record is from RefSeq and is a predicted model, not a curated record. The transcript has 4 exons. Bases 1 to 576 code for a protein of 191 amino acids.
AUGGAACAGACAGGUGAAGGCACCGGUGUGGCGGAGGUGAGCAGGACGGAGGCCGGCAUGCGGGUGCUGCUCAUGCAGCUGGCCGAGGCGGCAGCGCUGGAGCGCAGUGCCGAGCGGGGGCGGGAGCUGCUGGCCACCGUCGUGCACGCCCUGAGGACCAUCCUCAUCGCCCUGCGGAAGGAGGAGUGCUCUGACGAAGGUGCCGAGGGGCUGCUCAAGUCGCGACGAGCCCCCUUCCUCCGUCUGGACUCGUUUCUGGAGUAUGUCGGAUACGAAGACACGGCCGAUGGGCUGGUGCUGAGCGACCCAGACGCCGCGGCCGACGGCAUUGAGAGUGGUCUGAAGGCGCUCGAGUGGUUCGAGCAGCAAACACAGGGCAAGAGCGACCAGGCGCUGUUGACCGCCAGCCAGAGUGGCCACAAGCAGUCGUCCAAACCCAGCGCCAUGACUGACAUACUCGACGCCCGUAUCGGCGACCUCCUCAUCAGUCAACAUGAAGGCGCACCCGAGGAAGGUAAUCGCGUCGCCGUUGUGCAAGGGAGAGCGUGGUGGCUGGGUGGUGGAACGAGGCACUGA